Molecule: messenger RNA, 5281 nt
Organism: Anastrepha obliqua
Lineage: Eukaryota; Metazoa; Arthropoda; Insecta; Diptera; Tephritidae
Gene: ssp3
Product: calponin homology domain-containing protein DDB_G0272472
Exons: 7
Coding region: 536-5281 (1581 amino acids)
Source: RefSeq, a predicted model, not a curated record
CAUCGUGAAAAGCAAGCAGCUAAAUUGUGUGCGAAUUUUCGUGCGCUAUUUGUUUUUCUUGACUUGAAUUACUAAUUAAACAGAGUUGGUGAUCAUAUUACUAAUGUGACAAUAAGCUAAUGAUGUCAAACUUGCAAAAUUUGUGUAAAAUUACAAGAAAAGCGAGAAAGAAUUGCGCAAUAGUGUUUUAAGUGGAAAUAACAAAAAAAAGAACAACGAUAAAGAACAGCAACAUCAACUACACAAAAGCAACAACAGGCAAGGAAGCACACCAUCGUUGGAGGCACGCACUCUCAAGGCGUGUUUAAUUGAAAAGCAGAUUUUUAAGAAACAUUUUUUACUUCAAUCAGUGUUUUACAUUAAAGUUGGGCAAAAUUUGUCGGCCCUGUUUACUUAAAACACUGUGAAUAUUUCACAGGUGUGGUGUGUGGGCGGUAUUGCGGCAGCGACUGAAGCAGGUGAAGUCACAGCUGCAUACACACACACUUGGGUCAAAAACCGCUCUUUGUUGCUCAACAAGAACAAUUGCUCCAUUAUGGAAGUAAAAGAUGUGUUGCAUCGUGAGGGGCGAGACGCGAAAAAUUUACUUAUCUACCAAUUUCGCGACGAUCAACUGCCAACCGAUGGCUGCCAACCCGCUACGGGAAAAACUUCACCUUUGUCGCUAAACGUACGCAAGCCGCCAGUUGCACCCUCGAAGUCACCCAACUCGCUCAAGAGCGCACUUUCGCCUAUACAUACUGCGAAAGUGCAAAAGACUGGGCCGCGUGUGCGUAGUGCUUCCACAGGCCGCGACAAAAAAUCCGAGCUACAAGCACGUUACUGGGCGCUGUUGUUUGGCAAUCUGCAGCGCGCUGUCAAUGAAAUCUAUCAGACGGUAGAGUGCUGUGAGAACAUAUCAUGGUGCCAGGAGGCGAUUUUGGUGCUCGAAAACUAUGUGCGCGAUUUCAAAGCUCUCAGUGAGUGGUUCAAGGUUUCAUGGGAUUACGAGUCACGGCCUUUACAGCAGCGACCGCAUUCGCUUGCAUGGGAAGUUCGGAAAAGCAACCCGGCACCACGUGUACGUGCUAAAAGUUUAACCAGUCCCACUAUGUCGGGCAAGUCAAGUCCUUCAGCAUGUCUGUGCACGUCAGGAAAGUCAUCACCCUGCUGUGGGGACUCGGCAUCACCACGAAAAAGCUUGCGCGCAUGUGAUCCGCUACCAAAAGGUGCUAUGCGCGUUAAUGUGCGUGAGCUAUUCGCCCCAAGUAAAGCUGGAACGGGUAGUGAACGUUCAUCAGAUGCGUCAGAUUCAAAGAAGUGCAUAGAGACUGAACCAGACGCCCAUGUGGAGGCCGAGCCGAUGGAUUUGCCAAAUAGGUGCCAUCAGUAUGCGCAGACUGAUCUUGAAGAUGAUCAUUUGACUUUGGCAGAUGUAAGAAUUAAGAUGCAAAGAGAAGCCGAGGAACGACAGAUGGCUGAGCAUGCAGAGCAAGAACGUUUAUGGCAAGAGGAAGAACUUGAAAGGCAACGCCAGUUGGAGCACCAACAGUGGCAACGCCAGCGCGAACUGGAGAAGGCAGAGCAACACUUGAUUGAACAGCAGCAGCAGCAGUCUGUGGAGGAGCACAAAGUGACAAAUGAACAGCUGCAGCAAGAAACACAGAAGAACUUAGUAGGUGCGUCAGCUGUCACUAGCAAACCGGAUGUGCUUGUAGGAAAUGGAAACGACUCUAGCGCCACGGAUACUGAUGAUUCACAUUUUGGCAUUCAUCGAGAGCCAACGGCAUUAGAGAUGACUGUGCAAAGGCUGAAUCAGAUGGAGAACGAUAUUCUGCUCAAAGAUGCUAAUAAAAUGCCAACUCCACCAACAGCUGAACUUAAAAAGGUAGAGCCCAUAGCUGACAUAAAACCUACUGCCCCCGCUGCCGUGCCAGAUGCUGCGAAGAAAGCAGCCGCACCAGCGCCCGCGCCAGCUCCAAAUGGUCCUCUAAAGUAUUCCAGUGUGUUGAAUCGUCCUGCCGCUGCGCGCGCUGCAACUGUGAAUGCAUCAAAGCCAUCAAUUGUGGCACGUCCUUUAGCCACUGUUUCGGCAGUUAAUAAGCCAGUGCCAUCACAAGCGCAGAAGUCUGCGUUCAACACCAGCUUACGCCGCUCUGCCACUCCUGCCGCGUUGGGAAAAACUUCAGCUACGCGUUUAUCAGCCAGUGGAACAGGCUCCGGUCCCGGAGUUGGCGGACGCUACAUGACGCCACGUCCAUCCAGUAAGACCGACAAUUAUGGACCCCCAACACAUGUCGCUUCACGCUUGUCAGCGCGUUCGCGCACUAUGAUUGAAAUGCAGCCAAAGGAGCAAAAGUCACGCGCUGAACGUCCACAACAGCCACAACGUUAUGCACAUACGGCGGCGUCCUCGAGAAAAUCCUCGCGCGAAGAUAUUGGCAGCUCAAGCUCAACGCUGAAAGCGAGCACAGAACUUAUAUCGUCCUCAAGAAAUAGCCUAUCGCAGGCCGCUGCCGGUGUUGUUCACAUAGACGAACGUCGUUCGGAGCCGAAACAGUUGCCGUCCGAAGCUAACGAUGGUUGGUUUACAGUGAAAAAUCGGCGUCGCUCCAGCAUGCAUUGGGCCAAUCGCUUCAAUCAGCCAACAGGAUAUGCCAGUCUUCCAACAUUAGCGCUCUUCAACGAACAGUUAGCCGAGAAGGAAGAACACCAACGCCACAAAAACAUAGCACCAAAGAAGGAGCCAACGCCAGAAAAUAACAACGCUACCAACUCCACACCACCAACGGCGAAACAAGCGAAAGCACUCAAAGCGCAAAAGAGCGCAGAAAAACCGUUGAAAAGUGUGACGCGCCCGGAAAUAAAAAAUGCCAAGGCAAAAGUUAAUUCACUGCCUGUACCGCGCAAAAAUGCCACUGCCACAUCACACGCGCCCGCAACGCAGCGUAGUGGAGGCAGCGCUAAUGGCGCCAAUUCGGCGCGCGCCUCUCAUGUGCCAACACGCGAGGCGAUUAUUAAGCGGCAGAAGUCUGAUUUGACGGGUCUGAAGAUGACUUCAUUGCAUAAGGAAUAUAUGCGGAGCGAGAAGUACGCGCAACGCAAGCAAAAUGGACGUGCAGGUUCGCUAGAGAGCUCAGCCGCCGACUCGACCGAGACAGUUGUGGACGCAAGUGAUGAACUGGCCAGCAACGACAAUGCCGCUGACAUCCCCGAAUCCACUGAUCAAAACAAAAUUGACAUAAAAAUACAAACCAAUCGUGACUUUUCCAAAACCAUUGGUGAUCUCUACGAGAGUAUUGCCCAAACUGCCAAGGCCUCCACAUUCGGCAGCAAUAAUAUCGGCAUUGCCAGUGGCGCUGGCAAACUUUCAAGCUGCGAUGAGAGUGAGGAGACUUUUGCCAGUGAAACAGAUUGUGACGAAGAUCAGCGCAUGCUGGUGGAGGAGCAAGAAUCAUUGGAGCGACAGAUACGAGAAUUGGAAAACACCGAAAUCGAUGUUGAUACCGAAACAGAUGAGACUGAUGGUGAGGUGGCAUUGGAGCAUGAUCACGAUUGCAACGAAGCGGCAGAUCAAUUGCUCGAUGACGCCUCAUCGAUUGCCUUGCUGUCAGCCGGUGAAGAUGGCAUGGAUCCGAAUCUCAGCUUGGAAAUGCGCUAUCAUGCUUUACUUUCGGAAAUGUCGCGCGUUGAACGUGAGGAGGCAUUGGCCACGCUGCAGGCGUAUGUGGCGCGCCAUCCUGGACGCGCACAGGAGCUGCAUCAGAAGCUGUCCUCGCCGUCGCGCCGACGUUCACUGCACGAAACACUCAAAAAAUAUCAGGCAAAGCAUGCGCGUGCGCAACAAAAACGUGAGCAGGUGCAAAAGGAGAAAACCAUUAAAAUACAACAGCUGCUCGCGCGCGUAGAAGAUGUGAAGGCGGCCAAGCGCCAGCUUAUCGAGGACAAACGGCUAAAAAUGGAGGAUAAAAUGCAGCGCGCCGCAGAGAACCGCGAACAAUAUUUACGGCAAAUAGUGGAGAAAGCGCACGAUGAGGACAAGAAAUUAAAGGAGAUAAAUUUCAUCAAAAAUAUCGAAGCGCAAAAUAAGCGCUUGGAUUUACUCGAAUCGUCUAAAGAUGCUGAGGGUCGGCUACAAGAUUUGGAGCAGGAGCGGCAAAAGCGCUUGGAAGAGAAAGCUGCGCGCGAGGCAGCAGUGGAGCGACGACGCCAAGAGUUGGAAAAAGAGCGCCAACGUAAGUUGGAAAAAAUGAAUGAGACGCGUUUGGAAAAAGAGCAACGUAUUGGUAAAAUGCAGGAGCAAAAAGAGCGCCAGCGCCAGGCAUUGGCACGCGAGAAGGCGCGCGACCGUGAAGAGCGUUUGUUGGCACGUCAAACACAACAACAACAGACCACUGAGGAGCUGCAGCGUAAGAUAUUGCAAAAGCAGCAGGAUUCGGCGCGCCGUCAUGAGGAGAACAUCGAGCAUAUACGCCAACGCGCGCUCGAACUGACACUGCCCACGCGCAACACGGACGAGAAUGGUGUGCAGCGCGAUGAAAACGGCGAAAUAGUGACGGAAGAUGGCGACUUGUCGUCGACCGUGUCAGAUGUGGGUAGUCGCGAGCACACACGCGGUUACAAAAAGAAAAUCAAAAAGUUGAAGCAGCGCAUGGCACAGAGUGCCGAGGAGUACAUGAAGGAACAACAACCGGUGCCAUUGCAUAUGAAACGUGAAAGUCAAGUGCCGAAAUAUUUGAAUCUCGUGAGCAAAGGUGGUGGCGCUCAAGGCUUGGAACGCGCUGUCAGCCAGCUGCUGCGACUUAUGAGUAAAGCGCAAGUAUUCGAUUUUCAGUGCUUCCUGCUGAUGGAUGGGCUGGGUGUUAUCACCACGAAUGUGAUAAGCAAAAGUAUGCAGGAGAACAAUGACAUUCCAAAGAGAGCUGUUGUGCUCGCUGUGCAAUUGUACCGCAAUGCUUGCACGCUUUGUCCGCAAAUCGCGCGUCAUGCCAUACUUGGAAAUACAUUGAGCGCGCUAUUCGAUGUGCUAUUCCAGAGUUUGCAGCUUCCCGAAGAAAAAUCACCGCAACAUCCUGUCGAGUUAUCCACUGAAUUAAUGCUCGCCUGCACGGUAGCCAUGUCACCGUCCUACACGAAGAAGCAUACCCACCCCAAAGUAUUGGAACGCCUACCGGAUUUGAUAAGGGCGCGGAGCGUCACCGCCACUGGUGUAGGUGGACACUACAAUCCUUAUAGCCGCUGCGCGCGUAACGGCAUUACCACAGUAUUAAUGCCGCGCGGUGCUUAUUUCACUCGCUACUAA